GCAACGAAAAAAAAUACCUAAACGGUCAUCUAACCAACGAGUCGGUAACGUUCGCUGGUGACUGAUCAACGUUACGAUAUACGUUCGUGUGUUAAAUACAUACGACGAUGAACUGCAAAAAAUAGUCGAUAUCUAUCAAUAAAGAAAAAAUAGGAAAUAUAUGUCGUGUACGACGGACGCCGUGUUCCAAUCGUGAUAUGUUCUUCGCCUCGAAAUUAAACAAAAUUUUAGCGUGGCGCUGUAUCAACAGCUGAUUAACUUGUAGUCUUCGAACAAAAUUUUCGUUCUAGUCAACUCCAGUGUCAGAGGAGUAAAAACGAAAAAACAAAAACGAUGGCCGGAUUCGUGUUGCGAGUUAAAACGAAAUCAGGUCAAAAGGUCGUAAACGGUUUGAUCCCUCAGGAUAAGGUGUCCGUAUUGAAAUCGAAGCUGGCCGAGCUAACGGGAAUAGCAGUCGAUUCGCUUCACGUUCUUGGUGGAUUUCCACCAAAGGCGAUUAAUUUAAACAAUGAAACGGACACGAUCGAGGAAAGCGGUGUUGUGUCGGGCGAUACCUUGAUCGUAGAAGAGAAGCCACCUCUUUACAAUGGGAAACAAAAGUCGGAAGAAAUUGGUCGGUCCCAUAUCGUUGACGACGAGAAUUUCGUAAACACGCCCGGUGUACUGAUGAAAAAAGUUGUACCUGCAGAUAAUUCUUGCUUAUUCACCAGUGUCGGAUACGUGCUCAACGGUAAAGUAGAUCCUAGUUGCGCCAGCUUCAUGAGAGAAAUUAUAGCCAAUGCCGUGGCGGCUGAUCCGGAAGAAUAUUCCGAAGCUUUCUUAGGUCGUCCCAAUUCCGAAUAUUGCGAAUGGAUUUUGAAGCCUGAAUCUUGGGGCGGUGCUAUAGAGCUCUCUAUACUCUCAAAAUUUUAUGGACUAGAAAUAGCGGUAAUCGACAGCAUUAACGCUAUAAUCAAUAGAUUCGGCGAAGAUCAACAUUAUGCUCAAAGAGUAUUUCUAAUAUUCGAUGGAAUUCAUUAUGAUCCUUUGUACCUAGAACCGCUCGAUGGUGGUAGUAUUCAAACUAUCUUUCCUACGGAAGAUGAAACGAUAUUAUUGGAAGCGGCAGAACUUGCCAGAGAAGUAAAAUCUAGUCGUCAAUUUACGGAUAUUCAAAAGUUCACUUUAAUGUGUAACGAUUGUAAAAUCAAAUUAAACGGCCAAAUGGAAGCUCAACAACAUGCCAAGGAAACUGGUCAUAUGAAUUUUGGAGAAGUAGCAGCGUAGCGAAUUAAAUGUUUCCUCUCUUGUUGUAAAUCUUCUAAACCUUUAAUUGGACCGCUGUUUGAGAAUCCUAUUAAGUUCGAGUCUCAAACAGAAUUUUCUACUUAAACGAGGCUUCUAAGCAAAUCCGGUAUUUAAUAUGGAUACUUUGUUGUUUAAUAUAAGAUAUAUGCAGUGCACUACGAGGAUUGUUUAAACAUAUAAUAUGCACAGAUUUUUAAUUUUGACUGAAGAUCAAAUUUCUCUAAAAGAAAUUUACCUAAUUCGUUUUCUUCUAGUACGAAUGAAUUUCAUCGAUCGGAUUUCAUUUCUGAUCGAAUUUAUUCUCGGAGCGAGUUUCUUACGUGCGCGCAUCCAUAACUUGUUUAUAAAACGAAACGUUAGCCUUUUCUAAUCGCGUACAUAUAUGGUUGCUAACACGUAUCGUUACUUUCAAUUAAAAGAGAAAAAAAGGAACGAGUUUGUCUGCCUCGUACAUCGUGGAAACUCGAUUAGUUAAACGCAUCGCGAACUAGUGCAAUUUUCGGUGAUAGCGGUUCUGCCAUAGAAAACCCAGUUAUCCAGGAUUUUAUACGAAUCGUCUUUUGAUCCUCUUUGUCUCUGAUAAUUGGGUUUCUAUUAUCUAUGCAUACGUUCAAAUAUUUCAUUAUAUUUUUACUGCAGACCCAUUGCAUAUAUUGAAAACGUAAUGAUACUCUCUUUGGCGAGAUUAAGAAUCUGUGAUAGUUAAUUAAAUUUGCCUAAAAUAAAAUUCAUAGCCUUUGCUGGCAAUGGAUGUGUUCUAUGACAUAUAUGAUCACGAUAUAAAGAAAUAAAUCGUGAAGUUGGUUAAGAAGCGAUACAGAGUUCACUUAAUUUUGCUUUUAAUGGCAAAUCAGUUUAGCACCAUUAAUAGCGAACUUUAUAUAGAUAAAGUACUAUUCCCAGAAGUGCAAACAAAGAAUUGUUAAUACAAAUAACAUCACAUUUUUAUCAAUAAAAGUGUUACUCGAUAAAAACUGCAGAAUGUUAUCUUGUAAGAUUUGAUCUCUAUAAUAUAAUAGAUUAAUUUACAGUCCAGGUAUGCAUAUAAUAGAGGAUAAUAGAGGAUGAAACAAAAAACUAACUAUGACACCUUCAUUAUACAUACGUGUAUAACUCUAGGAUAUUGUAAUUAUUUUCUUAUCGAGAUUUCUAUGCGAUCGAACAUGCACCGUAUCAACACGCGAGUUUUCGAUUAAAAAGUGAAAGUUAAUUUUUUGUAACUACACACACACACAUAUAAAAUAUUUCUUAAAAAAUGUAUCAUUCAAGCAUCAUAUUUUGUUUUUUAUAUACAGGAAUAUAAAUACCUGUAUUACAGUGUUAGAUUUGCCGAGCAGAAUUAAUUAGACUCGAGCGGAAAAAGAAGUUGCAAAAAAUGACUUAUUACUCAGGAAAAAUUCAUCAUAAAUUUUCACAGAUUUAUAUUUAUAUCACGCUAUGAUAUGUUUUGUAAGUUCCGUCGUAUCGAUAAAAUAAAACAAACAAGAUAUUUCACUA
Molecule: messenger RNA, 2784 nt
Organism: Megachile rotundata (alfalfa leafcutting bee)
Lineage: Eukaryota; Metazoa; Arthropoda; Insecta; Hymenoptera; Megachilidae
Gene: Yod1
Product: Yod1 deubiquitinase
Biological process (GO): ERAD pathway; endoplasmic reticulum unfolded protein response; protein deubiquitination
Cellular component (GO): cytosol; nucleus
Molecular function (GO): cysteine-type deubiquitinase activity
Source: RefSeq, a predicted model, not a curated record